Pelagomonas calceolata is the source of this 294-nucleotide messenger RNA. NCBI's taxonomy places the organism in Eukaryota, Pelagophyceae, Pelagomonadales, Pelagomonadaceae. The record is from the annotation of a GenBank genome assembly.
GCGGCGGGCCGCGCGUGGGGCCGCGCGGGCCGUUGCCCCAGCCCAUUACUGCACGAGCAGCGAUCAACGACAACCCGCGCGCGCUAUAUAGACGCGGGCGCGCUAGACGCGCGGCGAGGCGUGGGCGCGGCGAUGACCGCGAUGCGCUUGCCUGGCGGACGCGCGUGCGACCAGUGCCUGCGCUGGUGCUCUGGACAACGAGAUGCACUUAUGAAGCGUCUCCUGCACGCGCAACACGCGUAUAGGCACAGGGUGUGUAGCCAAAAAGUGGGGGCCACAACAAGCAAAACCUAG